AUGGUAACAAAAACUAAAAAUUGCGCUUAUUUGAACUGUAAUGUGGAAGCGGUUGGUAGUAAAACAGUCAGGGGGAUCAAAACGUUUAUAGUAGACUUCAAAAUGUCUUUUUCAGGCGUGAAGGGAAGGUUUCCAGUGAUAUGGUUAAGAGACUGCUCUCCCGAUCCUGCCACCUAUACAAUCAGCCCACCUAUGGUAGCUCGAAACCUUACAAUGAAUGAAUUUGACGUCGAACAAUCUCCAGAUUUUGUUCGUUUGGAAAAUGAUCAGCUCGUCAUUGAUUGGACAGACACCCAAUUUGAUUCCAUCUGGCUACGAACUCGAAAUCCUUCCGACAAAGAAGUAGCCAUUCGCAGGAAACGUGUCUACCUCUUCCCCGAGACCACUUGGGGUAAAGAAGACAUAGAAGGGAGGCUGAAGAAGUUCGACCAUAAAGCAGUAAUGAACGACGAUAAGGCUCUACAUGAUUUCCUGGAAGCAGUGUGUAUGGAUGGAAUAGCUGUCAUCAAAAAUGGCCCUACUAAUUCAAGAUCGGCUGUUCCAGAGCAAGUUUUCGAGGUUACAACAAAAGCAGAAGCUAGCAAUAAGGCUUAUGCAUCAAAUGGAGCUCUUCCAUUCCACACGGACUUUCCCUCGCUUUCUCAUCCUCCACAGUUACAAAUGCUUCACAUGAUUCGAAGAGCUGAAGAAGGAGGCAACAGUUUGUUCGUCGAUGGCUUUCAUGUUGCAGAGCAGCUACGUCAAGAAAAACCGGACGUUUUUGACAUUCUGUCAAAGCAUUCAUUAGAAUUCAUCGAAGAAGGUUUUGACAUUCACGAUGGGUCCGAUGGUAAUCCGAAGAGAUUCGAUUACAACAUGUGCGCACGUCAUCGCACCAUAAAACUAAAUGAGAACGGUGAAGUAAUCAAAAUCCAAUUUGGCAACGCUAUGAGGAGUUGGUUUUACGACUGUGAUCCAGAAAAAAUCCAAGACAUUUACAGGUGA
This is a messenger RNA of Strongylus vulgaris, 984 nucleotides long. The record is from the annotation of a GenBank genome assembly. NCBI's taxonomy places the organism in Eukaryota, Metazoa, Nematoda, Chromadorea, Rhabditida, Strongylidae.